CAUUCAAUGCAAUGCUUGUGGAAACCCUUUUUAAGAGGAUCAAAGAAAAUGAGCCAAACUAUCCAAAAAAUCUGGAUGAAGACGCCACUAGUAUCAUACAAAAUCUCUUGAGGAAAAAUCCACAGGAACGACUAGGAAGUAAAUGUGAUGCAGAGGAACUGAAGGAAAGUUCAUUCUUUAAGGAACUGGACUUUGAUGCCCUUUCUAAAAAACAGAUAAAGGCCCCGAUCAUUCCCCAAGAGAAAACACCAGGAUGUUGCUGGUAUUGUUGUUUGUGUUAUUUAUGUGAAAGACAGAUUGUGAUGUCACAACGAAAAUACAGAAGAGAAGCCACCUUUGUAAAAGAGUUAUUGAAAAACUUCGAUUGUUCUGAACGUUUACAAGACCUUGACUGAAGAAGACCGAGAAGACCAAACGAGCAGGGCCAAACGAUUGCAUUACAACAAUGGCAAAGGGCACUGAUGGGACAAAGAUCACAUCCACUAGCCAGUUUUACUAAGGUAAAAUCAAACCUGCUGAUCAAUAUAUGGCUUAUUUUUGGCCAGAUAUUGAUCGGGGAGGCCCGUCUCAACACCCCAUAUGGACAGAUAAGCUGCCGAAUCAGUCUAAAGGCCACCUUAACCCUUACCCCACCAACCUUCACUGCAAUCAUGACAAAGAAAAUAUAUAUCGUAAAGGUAAAGAGUGGAACCUUGAUGUGUUCAAGAUCAGCCUAGAAGAAGACCUUAGAAGGGGACUAGACCUAGAAGACAGACUUGGACAUAGGAAGAGAAAGAUCAAACUAAUUUGACUUACGAUAAUCCCCAACAGUGUAUUUGUUUAAGAAACCCUCCCUAACCCCCCUCAGCCUACUGUUACCUCUAAUGAUUGGCACUAUCACUGCCCAGUUGCCUCUCAAACAGUCGGCUGUGGGGAGGUUGGUGCAAUAAAUCAAUAGGUUCUCCAGCCUAUUGAUUCAUUGCAAUGGCCCCCAAACCCAGUCCAAAACUGGCCAUAGAGCCAAAGCAACUGGGCAACAUUCAAAC
This is a messenger RNA of Xenopus laevis (African clawed frog), 1025 nucleotides long. RefSeq names its product serine/threonine-protein kinase N2-like. The record is from RefSeq and is a predicted model, not a curated record. Bases 12 to 395 code for a protein of 127 amino acids. The transcript has 3 exons. Lineage: Eukaryota; Metazoa; Chordata; Amphibia; Anura; Pipidae.